GGGAGAAAGAAAGUGAGCUCACGUUCACACAUUGGUGAAGAGGCUGGUCUUGCAAUGCCUUUGAAUAUUUUACUUUUAGGCAGUUCCUCACCAGUCAGCCACACACAUCCGAGGCGAGCUGAAGCUAACUACAGCCAUGGACAGCACUAGGAGAUCUCAAAUCUAAUCGCACGCAUCAUUCCUCCGGGAUAUUUUUUUAAAUUCCAUAUCGAAACACGCCGACAGGCAGCUGCACUCACACACACACACACACACACACACACACACACACACACACACACACACACGUCGCAGAGCCGCCGAGCAAACACCUUGUCUCCUCUCGCAGGAUAUACCCGCUCACACACAUCUCUCUUUAUCUCCUCCUGGCUUCCCGGAGGAUCCUGCCGGCUGUUUUUCAUGGAGAAAGUCCAGGGAGAAAUGGAGAUUGAGAGAUGGGAAAGAAGUGAAGAAAUUUCAGACGCAGAAAAAAAGGUUAUUCAAGAGAUAUGGAGCAGAGUAUAUGCAAACUGCGAGGACGUUGGGGUCUCCAUACUCAUCAGGUUUUUUGUGAACUUCCCCUCGGCCAAGCAGUACUUCAGCCAGUUCAAGCACAUGGAGGACCCGCUGGAGAUGGAGAGGAGCUUGCAGCUGCGCAAGCACGCUCGGAGGGUCAUGGGGGCCAUCAACACUGUGGUGGAGAACCUCAACGACUCUGAAAAGGUCUCCUCUGUCCUGGCCCUGGUGGGCAAGGCCCAUGCCCUCAAGCACAAAGUGGAACCCAUCUACUUUAAGAAACUCACUGGUGUCAUGCUGGAGGUGAUUGCUGAGGAAUAUCCCAACGAUUUCACCCCGGAGGCACACGGAGCCUGGACCAAGAUGAAAACCCUCAUCUACACCCAUGUGACAGCAGCCUACAAGGAGGUGGGCUGGGCUCAGUACCCCACUGCCACCCUGUGAGCGCCCAGGGGGCCACGAGAGGGGCAGGGAGGGCUUCGCUCACCCCAGGACUUCACUCUGGUCUCUUCUCAAGGUCUUUGCUCGGUUUGGGGAGCCCGGUAGGGCCAGUUCUGUCAGCUGCCAAGUCACAAUUUGAUCUCCAUGGGGUUUAAAAACAAACUAAAUAAGCCAAAAAAACCACAGAACCAUGAAGGGUGUGGGUGGGUCGGGGUGAAGCGGUUGCAGGGGACGCUGGAAGGGGAUGCAGAGGGCGAGGGGAGAGCAUUGGUUGUUGGCUCCAUCUUCCUGUCCUGGCCUGUCCAUCACCACCUCCCAAAUCCUGCACCUCACCUGCACCAUCUCAAAGUCCCUUGCACAAGUGCUGCCACCCUGUCCGCUGAGGAACAGCACAACCCUCAUUUUCCACGUGAAGCCCCUGGGUAAACCUGGCUUUUGGGGGCACACCUGGAGGCCUCUGACUGGCACCGAGAACGCUUUGCUUUGCACUUUGAGUAUCACCUGGCAGGGCUGGCAGCCAGAGCCACUCUGGGUGCUCCAGGUGGGCAGCAGCGCUCACCUCUCCUGUCACCCGCAGUCCCUGUCCUUGGCUGGCUGCUGCAAACCCUCCUGGGCUGGGAGAGAAGCUCCCCACAGCACCAGAGAGCGGGAAGGAGGGGGAUGCCUUUGGGGGGAUCCCUCAUGGCUCGGAGCCUGGGGUGUAGGUGGGAUCCCUGUGUCAUAUUGGGGAGCUGGUGAGUCCACACACUGCCCUCCAGCUCCCUGAGGAGGGGCUUGGGUAGCACAGGAUGUGCCCGGUGUGUGUGGGUCUGUCUGCCCAGCUCUGCCCUCUCCGUGAGAACGGGGGUCAGGCUGUGACUAGGGGAAGGAAAGAUGGCACAGACAUAUCAGGAGGGAUUUCUGGUUAUGAGGAAAGGUCCCUUCUCUGUUAAAAUUAAUAAACACCUUGUAUAGAGCAUAUUCCUGCCCUCCUGGUGAAACUGGGUUCCUCCCAAUAAAGUGCCUGGUAGAAAUCAGCCCACGCAGGAGCUGUGUCCCUCCUGGGGACAGCAGGGCUCCUGCCUGUGCCUGACAAAGGCUUCUCCCACACCCCCAGAACGUGGCUGCAGGGCUUGGAGCACUCAUCCCGCCUCCAGCACCAGCUCCUCCUGAACCUCCAGGUCGGUCUGCCUGGUUUGUGCCUCAGUUUCCCCUGCAGAUAUGAAAAUGGGAGGAGGAGCAGCCCCGUUGCCUCCUGCCCACAUGUGGUUGGAUUUAUAACAUUUCUGGGAACUGAAUGGCAAAGGAUUGAGGAUGAAAUGUCAGAUGUGCUGGGAAUCUUUGGAAUCCUUGCCACCCAAUAUUUCCCUGAAGGCCUCUGCUAUUUUUAGAGCUCAAGCAUUAAGGGCAAUGUUAUCUGUUGAAGUGGGAGGAGGGUUCCCUUCUGAGAUUCCCUCUGGCCUCGUUCCACCGCUGUCCUGGAGAGCUGGCAGCUUCCUGAGAGAGACCAGCUCCUCUCCUGGAUGCCAGCUGGACAGGCAACAAGCCACAGUUCCAGCUGGGAUCCCCACAGCCACCUUGGGGACAUCCCUCCAGUGUGGGGGCAGUGCCACUCCUCCAGAGCAGACGGACAGAAUCUCCUGCUUUGCUCACCUGUGCUUUUAAUCAUCCCCAAGAACAGGUUUAUUAUGUCUCAAAACAGCCCCAGGACUCCAAUAAUGUCAGUGCAGCCACUCUGGCCUUGCAGUUCUUUCCUUCCUGCAUCCCACUGAUGGAGAGGAGCAGCAGGGCCUGGAGCAGUGGCAUGUCCUGGGUGGCAGGAACAGCUGGGGCACAGCCGUGUGUGGCAUGGCAGCGUGCAGGAUGCAGGAAGGGACAGGCACAGGGUGGGCUGUCAGGGUCAGCAUCCCCAAAAUCCAGCCCAGCAGCCUGCACGGAUGGAGGUGCCAAUGGCUGCUGCCUCCAGCUCACCCUGCUCAUCCCUCGAGGGGCAGUGGAGGCAUCCCUCAAACAGCUGCUGCUGCCUGGGGUGGGGAGGGAUGGGAAAAGCCUGUUCAGCCACUGACUUCCCUCCAGUGAAGGAUCACUUGGAUCAGGACUGUUAGAUGACAUUUGUGUGUGUGCACAUCACGGGACUCACGGCUCUGCUGACUCCUUGGGGCCAGCAGCACAUAUUUCUGAGCAGUUCAUUUCUCUGAGGAGUUCAUGUACUCCCUGUGCUCUGUGGACGCUGGGCCAGGGAUGUUUCCGUACAGGGAUGUUUCAUCUUUAGACAAAAUUUGCACAUUAACCUUUGAGGUUAAUCAUCUCCAGGUGGGAAUUUUAUUUUUGCAGCGCAAACCCUUCCCCUCCCUCCCUCCCCACAACCAAAACUGGGCUCCCAGUCUGCAGAGAAGCCACUUUGGAGAGUCUGGAAAUUCUCCAUGCUCAUGCCCAACCUACCCGUGUGCCUUGGCUUUUGGGGAGCAGCAGCAGGGAGGUGCCCCCACCUCCCCAUUAAACAGUGCUUUGGUUUCUCCUUUCUUUUUUUACAUCCCUAGAAAAAGCUGGCCCGUGGCCCCCUGCGCCCACGUGUGCGUGUGCUGGGCUUGGGGUUUUUUCCAGGCACUUUUUCCUAAAGCAGAUCCAGAUGUGUGCAGCUGCUGUCCCUCGAGGAGCACCCCCCCACCACCAUCAGCCAAAUUUCAGGCCACUCCAAAAGAUGCAAACAAAACCACGUUUAUUUUUAUCAGCUUUGUAGGAAGUAACACGGAGCAGGAGGGCGGCCGGGGCAAGGCUCGGGAGGGGAGGGGAGGGGAUGAAACGCCUGCAGCAAAGGAGGCACUGCUGAAAUCCAGCAACAUUCUCAUCUGGGGGGAGAUGAAGAUCAACAGAGUAAGGAAAAAGUACCAUUCCAGAGUGACAGGGCUGAUAAAUGCCAUGUGGAAGAGCAGAAAGAGCGGGGGGGCAUGUUCUGGCUCUGUGCAUGGCUCUCCAGCACACACACACACACACACACACAUCCAUGCACAGCCACUCCCUGGCCCUGCCAGCCCACUGAUCCCACCACAGCUGACUGGGGGCCCCUUUAUCCCCCUUUUGUUCAGGUGUUGCUCUCUGGGGCUUGAUCUUUCACUUCCUGGCACACUUAGGCUGAGUUUUGCUCUCCUUGGUGGCGGCAGAUAAGGACCAACUGGCAAAGUCUUUUCCCCAGAGCUCACAGGUGGGAAGCUGAGGCAUCACUGCCAGCACAUGUUGGGGUCUCUCCCCUGCCCGUGGAGGAUCCCUGUGCCCCCCAGACCCAGCCAACCCCUGGCAUUAUCAUCAGGGCUGGGCUUGGAGCUGUGAUGCAGGUGGGAAAGCCUUUGUGCCCCCUGCCAGAGGCAGAGAAAUGCUGAGUGAGGGAGGAUUUGGUGUCCCUGGGGCAGGGGGACUCCUUGAGCACCUGGUCCUGGUCUCUUUGGCAGCACCCACUCACAUCAAGCUGCUCGUGUCCCCUCCCCUGAGCUCAGUGUUUGGUCAGAGGAGCUGAGCAGAGUGGGGGGCACUGGCUUGGGAUGGGGCACAGAUCCCACCCACCACGUGUCCCCCUCCACAGCCAACACUCCUGGCAGUUUAGCUCUGCAGGCACUCAGCUGGAGAGACCCCCUGACACCACCAGAACCAUCAUGGGCCUCGUGCCACCAGCCUCAUCAUCUUCUCUUGGGGGGUGACAAAUCCCCAAGGCAGCCGAGCCACGAGCUCUCCCAGGAGAGGGUCACAGCGUCCCCCCACCGUCUGAGGGGAUGCUCAGCGACUUCAGGGGGGACCAGAUGUCCCCUGGCUGGGCUCUGGUGCCAGCACUCAGCCUUCCCUGCCCCUGGCCACAGGGAAGCUGUCCUGGGAUGUGGGAGCACCAUCAGUGGCAGGCAGAGGGAUAAAAGGGAAACCCCGCUGACCUUGGACCAGCUUAGGGAAAGGGAGGGACAAAACCACCUGCCUGGCUCUGACCUCUGCCAGGCUGCAGCACUCGAUUCUUUUUCCACAGCUGAAGUUGUCUCUAAUUGUUGGUAUGUCUGCCCCAGCCCCAGCGUGACCCACAGGCACUGAUGUAACUCCGUGUCUUUCCUGUUCCUGCUGCAGAUCCUGUUCAUGUUCGUGUUCCCCGGCGCUUCCGUGCUGGUUUUAUACCUGAGUUCCGUGUAUAUGGGUGUAACUUGUUUUUCUUUUUGUAGGUUUUUAGUAUGUUUGUAAUCGGACAAAAAUGGUGUUAUUAAACUGAAACUUGUAUCUUCAGUGGAUAAAUCAAUCAAACCCCCUCCA
This is a messenger RNA of Taeniopygia guttata (zebra finch), 5196 nucleotides long. It is a transcript of the gene CYGB, whose product is annotated as cytoglobin. The record is from RefSeq and is a predicted model, not a curated record. Gene Ontology annotation, molecular function: heme binding; oxygen binding; oxidoreductase activity. NCBI's taxonomy places the organism in Eukaryota, Metazoa, Chordata, Aves, Passeriformes, Estrildidae. Gene Ontology annotation, biological process: oxygen transport.